AUGCAACUAUUCGCCCUUCCAGUGGCCAUCCUUUGGGCGAUCCUCUCCGAAACUUCCACCGCGACACAUUUCGAUACAUUUUCUCAAAAAACAGCCGCGAGAACAUCAUCCGUAGCCGAUGAUUAUAAGGAAGCAUGUCCGGAUUACGUGAAAUAUUCUACAUAUCCCCACCGCCCGCUCAGCGAAGGUGCUAUGCAGCUUCCGUUUCAACGGCCUUCUACACAAUGUCGGACAUUUACAUCCCCACACGUCGAAAAGAUAAUUAGUGAUAUUACUUCUAAAAUGGUUGAUAAGGACCUUGCCAGGCUCUUUGAGAAUGCCUUUCCCAACACGCUGGAUACAACUGUUAGGUGGCAUGUUGAUUGGACCGACAAGCUAAAACACAAUGAGAUCAAAGCCUGGCAUAAGACGAAAGGCGACGGAGCUUGGGAAGGCCCUCAAAGCUUCAUUGUGACGGGGGAUAUCAAUGCUGAAUGGCUGCGAGAUUCCACCAAUCAAUUACUCCAAUACCAACCUUUGGCCCUGAAGGACCGAAAGAUAUUCAAUUUGAUACUUGGGGCUAUCAACACGCAAGCAGAAUAUGUUAUUCAGUCGCCUUAUUGUAAUGCAUUUCAGCCACCACCACCGAGCAAGUUGGCGGCAACCCAGAAUGGCCAAGAUGAUGCUGUCCACCCCGCAUUUGAACCUGGGGUUGUUUUCGAGUGCAAGUAUGAGCUAGACUCCCUGGCACAUUUCUUAGCGCUGUCAAACACCUUUCACAAAUUUACUCAGUCGACGGACUUCUUAACUCCUCGAUGGUAUGAGGCUUUAGAUGCGCUCAUGGGAGUCAUUGAGGAGCAGUCUCAAUCCACCUUUAAUCCGACCUCGGGUCAGUUCGAGGCAAACAAGUAUCGAUUCUCUCGAAAAACCACCCAAGGAACGGAGACCUUACCUCUGUCUGGCCAAGGAAACCCUCUUAACCAUGGCACGGGUCUAGUCAGGUCUGCAUUCCGCCCCUCUGAUGAUGCUACGAUUCUAGGCUUCUAUAUUCCCGCGAAUGCGAUGAUGGCUGUCGAGCUGAAACGCACAGCAGCUAUUUUACGCAAAGCGGGGAAAGGGCGUCAAGCACAGGUUAUUGAAAACCGUGGACAGGCUAUUGAGGAUGGGGUUUGGGAACACGGUGUUGUGACGCAUAAAAAGUACGGCGAGGUUUUUGCCUACGAGGUUGACGGAUAUGGAUCCCAGAUCAUAAUGGAUGAUGCCAAUGUGCCGUCUCUUCUCGCACUGCCCAUACUAGGCUUUGUAGACGUCACGAAUACGGUAUAUCAAAACACACGUAAGAUGCUGCUCGAGAAGUCCGGAAACCCAUACUAUCUGGAAGGGAGAGCAUUUAACGGCAUUGGCGGACCGCAUAUUGGCUUGGAGAAUGCCUGGCCGAUGAGUUUGUUGUUGCAGGUAAUGACAACGGAUAACGAUGAGGAGAUCAAAGAAUCUUUGGCGUUGGUCCUCAAAGCGAGCAGACUUGGUUUAGUUCACGAGAGCAUACACGUCAAUCGCAUCCGAGACUACACAAGAAGUUGGUUUGCUUGGGCAAAUAGCGUAUUCGCGCAGACAAUUAUAGAUUUAGCGGAGAGGAAACCAGAGCUGAUUUUUGGUCCCGGAGCGCAGCCAUAUACGGUGAACUAA
This is a messenger RNA of Pseudogymnoascus destructans, 1665 nucleotides long. RefSeq lists its product as uncharacterized. NCBI's taxonomy places the organism in Eukaryota, Fungi, Ascomycota, Leotiomycetes, Thelebolales, Thelebolaceae. The coding region runs from base 1 to 1665 and encodes 554 amino acids. The transcript has 3 exons. Gene Ontology annotation, biological process: carbohydrate metabolic process. The record is from RefSeq and is a predicted model, not a curated record.